UUCAAUCCAAACAGGCUUCUUUGUGUGAAUCUUAAGUCACUUUAAUGAAAAAUAGAUUCAUCUUCACUUGUAUGAAAUUGUUUUGUUUGUUUUAAGCGGUGACUUUGAAAAUCCUUUUCUCUAUUUCUAGUUCUAGGGUUUUCAAUCGAUCAUUCCGAUGCCAGAAUCAAAAGGCAUCGUGAUGGAUCCAUGGAGACUUUUCUUCUUUUUGGUAAUAUCUGUGAUUGGAUUUGUGAACGGCGAAAAGAUUCAUCAUCAAAGUAAUCAUCAGAAGUCAUUAAAUACGCCAAUGAUUUUGCCUUUAUAUCGUAAAACUCCGAAUUCAUCAAAAUUUGUUCAAGAGAACUUCCAUCGGCAGCUUAAAGAGGCUGAACAUCGGCAUCCGAAUGCUCGUAUGAGGCUACAUGAUGAUCUUCUUACUAAUGGGUAUUAUACUACGCAUCUUCUAAUCGGAACACCUCCUCAAGAAUUUGCACUUAUUGUUGAUUCUGGAAGUACAGUAACAUAUGUUCCGUGUUCUACUUGUGAACAGUGUGGAAAGCAUCAGGAUCCUAAAUUCCAGCCAGAUUUAUCGAGCACGUACGCAGCAUUGAAAUGUAACAUAGAUUGUACUUGUGAUAGUGAUAAUAAUCAAUGCAUUUAUGAGAGACAGUAUGCUGAAAUGAGUUCUAGUAGUGGUGUGCUUGGUGUAGACAUUAUAUCGUUUGGUAACGGAAGUGCUCUUGAGCCUCAACGUGCGACUUUUGGUUGUGAAAAUAUGGAAACUGGUGAUCUUUAUAGUCAACGUGCUGAUGGCAUUAUGGGAUUGGGUCGUGGACCGCUUAGUAUAAUGGAUCAACUUACUGACAAGGGUAUAAUCAGUGAUUCUUUUUCCUUGUGUUACGGUGGGAUGGAAAUUGGUGGUGGUGCAAUGGUUCUUGGUGCAAUUAAUCCUCUCCCUGAGAUGGUCUUCUCUCAUUCAGAUGCUAAUCGAAGUCCGUAUUACAACAUUGAGCUGAAGGAACUACAUGUUGGCGGGGAUCGGUUGAAGGUGAACCCAAGUGUCUUUGACGAAAAGCAUGGAACUGUCCUGGAUAGUGGCACUACAUAUGCUUACCUACCUGAACCAGUCUUUGUCCCAUUUAAAGAGGCUAUUAUGAAGAAACUUAGUCACCUUAAACAGAUUCAUGGUCCUGAUCCCAACUAUAAUGAUAUUUGCUUCGCCGGAGCUGGAAGUGAUAUUACACAACUGUCAAAGAACUUUCCCGAGGUCGACAUGGUGUUUGAAAAUGGAAAGAAGCUGCCACUUUCGCCUGAAAAUUACUUGUUUCGGCACUCUAAAGUCCGUGGUGCAUAUUGCUUGGGGAUAUUUCAGAAUGGAAGGGACCCCACGACUCUUUUGGGAGGUAUUGUCGUCCGUAAUACACUUGUGACUUAUGAUCGUCAAAACGAAAGGAUUGGGUUUCUUAAAACCAAUUGUUCAGAAUUGUGGGAUACACUUAAUGUCCCUGGAGCUCCUUCACCAGCACCUACUCCAAGUAGCAGCAACUCUACUCCAAGUAGCAGCAACUCUACUAUUGGAUUGACACCUAUGUUGGCUCCUAGUGGACUGCCAAGUUACAUUGAUCCAGAAGAUUUUCAGGUUGGGCUAAUUACAUUCGAUAUGUCACUGAGCGUCAAUUAUACAGAUCUGGAGCCUCACAUCGAUGAACUUGCUGGAUUUAUUGCUCAUGAAUUAGAAGUUAAUGCUUCUCAGGUUCAUCUGUUGAAUUUCACGCACAAAGGAAAUGAAUCCUUAUUAAGAUGGGUUAUAUAUCCAGCAGAAUCUGAUUAUUAUAUCUCUAAUACCACUGCAAAGAGCAUCUUUUGUCGCCUAAAUGAACAUCGUCUGCAACUUCCUGAAAGCUUCGGAAGCUACAAGUUGCUUGAGUGGAAAGUUGAGCCACCUCCUAAGCGAAGUUGGUGGGCGCGACACUUCAUUGCGGUGAUUGGAGGAGUUGUUAUAACAUUGAUUCUUGGUUUCACAAGUGUUGGUAUAUGGUUUGUCUGGAGGAGGAAGCAAGCACUUAAUAAUUACAAACCAGUUGGUGUUGGUGAUGUUGUUCAAGAAAGUGAGCUCCAGCCGCUGUGAAUAUAGUGAAUUCAAGUAGUAGUAUUUGCUGUCUAAUGGUAUUUACCUUUACUUUUCUAAAGUAUAUGGUGACGGUUAUCUCUUUAACAUGAGCAAAUGUGGGCCAGACUGCAAAAGGAGCGUCGAUCAGAUACCAUUUGUAACUCCGUAGCAUCGGUAAUGUCACAACAGGGGUGAUCUCUUUGGUCAACUUUGAAUCAGUUGAUCACUAAUUAAUCUGUUCAUGCUUAUAGAGAAAAAAUACAAGAGAAAAUGUUCUUGCAGUUUUGGAGGGGGGCAUGUUAUAGCAGAAGGGGUUCUUGUUGUAAGAUCAAUUUAUUAUACACUUGUUGAGAACAAAUCAAUGUUUAAAUAUUGCUAUUUUUGAUAAUUUUGUCAUACUGAACUUUUACGUCCGUGAUAAAGAGAUAUUUUCCUGA
Molecule: messenger RNA, 2529 nt
Organism: Papaver somniferum (opium poppy)
Lineage: Eukaryota; Viridiplantae; Streptophyta; Magnoliopsida; Ranunculales; Papaveraceae
Product: aspartic proteinase CDR1-like
Exons: 12
Coding region: 158-2110 (650 amino acids)
Biological process (GO): proteolysis
Molecular function (GO): aspartic-type endopeptidase activity
Source: RefSeq, a predicted model, not a curated record